Messenger RNA from Linum tenue, 2664 nucleotides. Lineage: Eukaryota; Viridiplantae; Streptophyta; Magnoliopsida; Malpighiales; Linaceae. The record is from the annotation of a GenBank genome assembly.
CGGCUAUUCUAAAAGACUUCCCCCACUUUGCGUCACGCGUCUAGCCUAGCAACCAGACCCUCAUUCCCUCUCUCUCUCUUCCUCUCAAUCUCUCUCUUUUCUUUUAAAGUUUCUUCCUUUCUUCCCGGCCUUUGACAGGCGGAUCUGCUCCGACCGCCGUAUUUAACUCAAGAUCUACUUGAUGGAUCCAAUACUCCCAACCAAUCGUCAAAGGCCGAUGGCCUUCCCGGCGACGGAGACGAGUCUGCGGCGGGAUCUGUUCCGACCACUGUAUCGGAUCCAAUAGUACCAAACAAUAGUCGAAUUCCGAUUUUUUUCCCGGCGAUGUAAUCGAGCCUGAGCCGGUACGUUUCAGUCUUUUUCUUCGCGUUUUUGGUUCAAUUGGGUGCGGAGGUAGGCCUGAUAGCCAUUUUUUGUUUUUUUUACCGAAGCACUUUUCUUUUGUUUUAAGAACAGGCCGUAUAUGCAUUUCAUCUUCUUCAUUUGGGCUUUGGCCUUGUUUUUUACCUUUCUGCCGAGGCCCACUUUGUUGCAUUGAAAGACCCAAACCAUAUUUUCACUCUCGAUUCUAGACUAGUUUUUCGUUUCUCUUAAUAUCUUGCCUGUAAGAGUGGCGAUUCAACCGGUUUAAAACAACAUGAAUUUUCAUGAUCCUCAUUGGUUUACCCGGUUGUUAAGGGUCAAUUUGUAUUUGCUUUUGUCUAUUUUGCCCCCCUCUUAAACCCUAGGGUUUGCAUAUAAAUUUAUCUUGUUCUGGGCUAAAAUCUCAUUUGAGAUCUGAAUUUCGGGAGGGAGGCACGCUAUCAGAAACUUCUCUGCUGCAUUUCAAGAUCAGAAGCGGUUGGUUAACAAUGUCGUCGUCCUAUUCUAGGGUUUUUGAUGAGAACUGGAAGUGCGACAUUUGCAAGAAGGUGAUCAAUAGGGAUCUUUACGUCCGCCACUCUGAGGGUCAUAAGAAGACUUAUCGUGAGUGUAAGAUUCGCGAACUCAAGCAUCUUCUUGGGAGAUCUGACGAUUUCUUUGGCCCUCUCAAUCCCGGCAAGAUGAAGAUCUCAUCUCUGAAGAAGCUGCUGAGUGCUUCUGGUGAUCUGGCAGCUAAGGAUGCCAGUGUUGAACCUGCCAAGAUCGUGGUGACCAAGAUGCAGGCCAAGGCGAAGAGGGUGAAGUACUAGAACACCACCAUUUCAUAAUAUCCAUGAGAAUCGUAUGAAGUGAAUCUAUCAGAUUUUCUGGUUCAGACUCUAAUCACUUUACUAGCUAUGGCAUAUUUUGAUGAGGAUUCUGAAGGACGGGAUGUGUUCUUGGUUGACCCCCUUUGAUUGUUUUCCCUAGUAUGCUGGUGCUAUUUCUCUAAUGUGGAUGUCGUUCAAUCUGAAACUUAGUGUGAUUUGAAUGGUAUUUCAUUGUUAUGUUCAGCGUUUGUCCUUGAGACUGGUUGUUAUUAGGUUGGUUAAUUGCUAGAAAUAUCUUAGUAUGCUGAUUCCACUUUGAGUGUUUUCCCUAGCAUGCUGAUGCUAUUUCUCUGAUGUGGAUGUUGUUCAAUCUGAAACUUACUGUGAUUUGAAUGGUGUUUCAUUGCUAUGUUCAGUGUUGUGCUUGAGACUAUUUGGUAUUAGGAUUAUGCUUUUAGUAGUACUUGAUGCAGAAGGUAGUUAUACCACACACUUGAGCAACAACCAGGCUCUCUAGAUCAAUUAGCAAGGAUGUUAUAAUAGGUUGAGUUAUUUUGCUUGAAACAUGGUUGUUAUUAAGGUUGGUUACUUGCUAGAAAUCUCUUAGUCCUUUUAGGAGUACUUGCAGAAUGUAAUUAUACCACACUUAAGCAAUGUUGUCUACAAUAGGUUAGAUACUAGGCCUCCUGUGUUUUCUUGUUCCUCUCAUGAAUCUCGAAGGAUUUAUCUUUUUUAUCUAUGAGAACACCAUUCAGUUUUUCCUUAUCAUUUGUCCGUUAUCAUUCCUUGAAUCUUCAUUCCACUUCUUUCAGUUUCUGGCUCGUUCCUAAUUGUACUUCAUGGCAAUUGAUCUCGGAGCUAGUUUUGUCUGUAGUUGCCAAUCUUUGAUGGAAUGAAUGUACAGCUUCUCAUUUAGUUCCUUAUAUAAUUUCACAACUGUAUUGAUCUGUGUCUCCGUAGAUAAUUAUUUCAAGCUAAGUAGCCUGUUAAGUUUGUCUUCCAUUUUUCUGUGAUUCACAGCCUCCAAAGUAGCAAAGCUGCUGCUCAAGAAACUGUGUUCGUUGUUCAAAGUAUCUAUAUGCAAAAAUUAACGUUCUUGCUGGUCGUCUUUAUUUUCUUAGUAACUCGUGCAAAACUUAUGUCUCUGAUAUAGACAAGAUUACGUCGUUCUGGCUUUUAGUGACUAGUGAGUAUCUGCAAAAGUAAAAGUUCUUUGUCGUUGCCUUAAUUAUCUUAGUAACUAAUGCAAAACCAAGUGACUUAUGGAUACCAGAUUCUUCGUUCUCGCGUUUUGUGAGUUCUGUCUCCAAAUGUGCUUGUAAUAUCUCAGCCCAUCGGUAAUCCUUUUGCCAAAGGCAUUCAAUUUAUCGACCAAUGUAGAAAGUUCCUCUAUUCGAUCUGCAUUACUUUUGCAGAGUAGAAGCUUGAAUUCAUGUAUACGUAUUCUUACUGUUGUCUCAAAUUGUGCAUCACAUCAAGUCUAAUUACACGU